Molecule: messenger RNA, 816 nt
Organism: Seminavis robusta
Lineage: Eukaryota; Bacillariophyta; Bacillariophyceae; Naviculales; Naviculaceae
Source: the annotation of a GenBank genome assembly
AUGCUGGCCAUCUUCUUUCAUUUUUCGAGAUCGGAUGCUCUGCCUUGUAUAACGAUGUUUCUCCGUUCUUCCAUUCUGCUUUGCUUUAUCUUUUCUGUGGCCUGCUUCGAAGAUGGCUUUGCAGAUGAUGACGGUUCUCCUCAAUUUCGUCCCAUCCUGUAUGCAGCUCGAAGAAACUUGGGAAUGAUGUCUGGAAGCAUGAUGGGCGGUUCGAAGGGAGGCCCCACAGCACCAUCAACUCGUCGACCAACCAAGCGCCCAUCACCAAGACCAACCAAAAGACCAACGCUGGCUCCUGUUGUGGCACCAACAGACGAUCCAAGCUCAGAGCCAAGUGAAUCCCCGAGUUUGGCUCCGUCCAGCGUGCCAUCCACAGAGCCCUCGUUUACCCCAUCGUUCUCACCUUCUCUCACGCCUUCCUUGACUCCUUCAACCGAACCUUCUUCGACUCCUUCUACCGAACCUUCUGUGACUCCUUCAGUCGAACCUUCAUUUGCUCCUUCCAGCUCGCCCAGUUCUCAUCCAAGCGUGUCGCCAUCGUCUAGCCCAAGUGCGUCGCCAUCGUGGGCUCCAAGCGUGUCGCCAUCGUCGAGUCCAAGCUACGUUCCUUCAGCUACCCCUUCUUUCAUGCCCAGUUAUACCCCCAGCAAGAGUCCAUCCGAUGUGCCAACAAUAAGUCCCACCAGUUCUCCGACUCGAAGAAUGACGGCUCGUCCCACAUCGCGCCCAACGCCACGCCCCACUUCUAGCACGAUGAUGGGAGGAGGCAAGGGUGGUGGUAUGAUGAUGCGACGACGACGACGACGACGUGUUUAG